Molecule: messenger RNA, 3308 nt
Organism: Coturnix japonica (Japanese quail)
Lineage: Eukaryota; Metazoa; Chordata; Aves; Galliformes; Phasianidae
Gene: ANGPT1
Product: angiopoietin 1
Biological process (GO): blood coagulation
Source: RefSeq, a predicted model, not a curated record
AUGUCAGUUUUCCUUUCCUUUGCUUUUCUGGCAGCACUCCUUGCUCAUAUAGGCUGUACCACUCAGCGCCGGGGUCCGGAAGCCAGUGGGAGAAGAUUUAACCGGAUUCAGCAUGGGCAGUGCACCUAUACUUUCAUUCUGCCAGAACAGGACGGGAACUGUCGUGAAAGCACGACAGACCAGUACAACACUAAUGCUCUUCAGAGAGAUGCUCCUCACGUGGAACAGGAUUUCUCUUUCCAGAAACUGCAGCAUCUGGAACAUGUGAUGGAAAACUACACACAGUGGCUGCAAAAACUUGAGAGCUAUAUUGUGGAAAACAUGAAAUCGGAAAUGGUGCAGCUGCAGCAGAACGCUGUGCAGAACCACACCGCCACCAUGCUCGAGAUAGGGACCAGCCUCCUCAGCCAGACAGCAGAGCAGACAAGAAAACUCACGGAUGUUGAAACACAGGUGCUAAAUCAAACAUCCAGACUUGAAAUUCAGCUACUGGAAAAUUCACUGUCGACCUACAAGCUAGAAAAACAGCUGCUACAGCAGACAAAUGAAAUCCUGAAAAUUCAUGAGAAAAACAGUUUACUUGAGCACAAAAUUUUAGAAAUGGAAGAAAGACAUAAAGAAGAGAUGGACACUCUGAAAGAGGAAAAAGAGAAUCUACAGAGUUUGGUCACUCGGCAAAGCUACAUAAUCCAGGAACUAGAGAAGCAAUUAAACAAGGCAACAACUAAUAACAGUGUCCUGCAGAAGCAGCAGCUUGAAUUGAUGGAUACAGUUCAUACUUUAAUUACACUCUGUUCUAAGGAAGGAGUUUUACUUAAGAAUGCGAAGAAGGAGGAAGAAAAGCCUUUCAGAGACUGUGCAGAUGUAUACCAAUCUGGUUUUAACAAAAGUGGUGUCUACACUAUUUAUAUUAACAAUGUGUCAGAUCCUAAAAAGGUCUUUUGUAAUAUGGAAAUCAAUGGAGGAGGAUGGACAGUUAUACAGCACCGAGAAGAUGGGAGUCUGGAUUUCCAGAAGGGCUGGAAAGAAUACAAAAUGGGUUUUGGUAGCCCAUCAGGUGAACAUUGGCUGGGGAAUGAAUUCAUCUUUGCUAUAACAAGUCAGAGGCAAUAUUCUCUAAGAAUUGAAUUAAUGGACUGGGAAGGAAACCGAGCUUAUUCACAGUAUGACAGAUUUCACAUAGGAAAUGAAAAGCAAAAUUACAGGCUUUAUUUAAAAGGUCACAGUGGAACAGCUGGAAAACAGAGUAGCUUGAUCCUGCAUGGUGCUGAAUUCAGUACAAAAGAUGCUGAUAAUGACAACUGCAUGUGUAAAUGUGCUCUCAUGUUAACUGGAGGCUGGUGGUUCGAUGCCUGUGGCCCCUCCAAUCUCAAUGGGAUGUUCUAUGCAGCAGGACAAAACCAUGGAAAGCUCAAUGGUAUCAAGUGGCACUACUUUAAAGGCCCCAGCUAUUCCUUGCGUUCCACCACCAUGAUGAUUCGGCCCUUGGACUUUUAAAGGUUUUCAGUAGUGAAUCCAAGAACAAAUCAGAAUGCCACUGCCAUUAGCAGCACUACUAUCACAUUCUGAAGGUAAAAGUUGAAGGGCUUCAUGAAAGCAACAUACAGGCAUGCUGCAAAGACUCUUCAUUGUCAGUCAAUAGCCUUCAAAAACUCCCCUUCAGUCACCCCAUGUCUUAAUGGCUUGGGGAGGCUUGGUUUAGAAGAAAGUGUCUGCAGAUUUUUCCAGAGAAGAUUAACUGAAUCCAGUUAAUCUAACUGAAUCCAAUGUCUGUCAGUUAAUGGUGGGGUUUUUUUUGUGUGUGAGUGUGUGUGUUGUUUUUUAGUGUUGUUGUUGUUUUCCUUAAUAUAUACAUAUAAAAAUAAAACAUGCAAAAAACAUACCAGGUUAUUCAACAACAGCAUCAGAAUUUGAAGAUAUGAAACACAUCAACCAAGGUACACUAAGAAGAAUGAUUUUUAAAAGUGAAACGACAUUAUUAUGAAAAAAAAAAAUAGAAUUAUAGAGACUCCUUUAUUAAAACUCAUCUUAAAGCACUGAAGGUGACCACUCCAAAUAUUGUUUUUCUAAAAUGAACUGAAUUUGAAUAGCUGGAUGAUUUAAGUUAAUUCCAGAGUCCAAUGAUUUGUGCUAAUAUUAUUUUUUUAUUAAAUCCUUAAAGGACAUGUUUCUGUUUCUCAUUAAUAAACUGAGUCAAGUGUACGAAGAAUGAUAAGGGUAAGAAGCAUAAAUCAGUUGCUCUGUAGAGGUAAAUGAGAUAAUUGACAUAAUCUCCGAGCUAGGAUUUAUAGUGUGAUAACAAACGUAGAUGUAUUUUGGGCCUUCUCCCUUCUUUCAUUAAAGAAGGUCUGAAUGUCACAUAUGAAAACUGAUGGAAGUUUUAAAGACUGUGAAAUAUUAUACUAAAGAAAAUACAUGAUUUUGCAUGGAAUAUUUCCAUUGAAAGUACGGGGAACGCAAAUUGUUAGGUUAUAUAAAAAAUGACAUUACUUCUUGGCUUGAGUCAAUGAAUUCAUUGUACAAUAUCCUUGCAUGUGCACAAUUUAUCAUUAAUUAUUUUACUUUUAUACUAAAUUUUCAUUUUUUCACUGUAUUACUACAUUUUUGUAAGUAUCGGAAGCAUGCCAGCUCUUCUCAGUGCUUAGGCUACAACUAUAAAAAAAUAUUCAUCAGAAUUGUAUAGUAAAUAAGGAAUUGUGAACUGUAAAUAGCAUGUUUAUAUUUCCUGUGAUGGCCAUUACAUUUGUACAUGCAACCCUGGUCCGACUCAAAGAGUGGAAAGCGUCAAAAGGAUUUAAGUAUUAAAGAACUUUAGAAGGCUGUUUACAGUUUUCUACAAUCAAAACAAAAAAAAAUCUGUUGUAUUAAAAUGUUGCAGAGCUGUGUGGAAAUAAUUCAGCUAUAGAUAAGUGUAUGUCCCUAUCGUAACAUCAAAAAAGUUGUUAAGUUGCCCACAGACCCUUGUGAUUUAAUCAUGUGAAUAAACUAGAAUCUAAACUAAAUUUGGGAAAGGAGCUUAGACUCAUUCUACAUCUGCUACCUUGAUCUUGCUCCCACUGAAAUCAAAAGUAACAUUUCUAUUGAUUAAACUAGGACCAAGAUCAUGCUUGUAAACUGGAUGUGAUGAUUCUGCUUGUCUGUUUUUUGGGUAAGCUGUUUGUUUGUUGAACUGUUACUGAAAUUGGGCACAAUGAAGAUCAAAUAUCUUAGCAGAGUAACUGCUUUUAUUUCCUUAACAGUUUAUUUUAAUGGAAUGGAGAAAAAAAAAAAAAAAAAAGACUUGAAUUUUUAAAACAUCCCUUAUUAAA